AUGAGCAAAAGGGUUGGUAAGAUUGCUUCUCAAGCCAUCAAGAACCGGAGCCAGACCCCGAUCAUGAGCUGGCUUCGGGACAAGUUGUUGGCUGUUCAUAGAAACGAACCUGCUGGCAUUCCUGGUCCUGAUGGAAAGGUUGGUCAUGUUCAUCCUUCUUUAGUCGUACUUUACAAUGUUUGUAGUUGUUCCUCAUUUUUAUGAGUCUUUUAUAUUGUUUUAGCUGCUAAUCUAUUAAUAUUUUAUACGAACUUUGAUAACAAUGUAUUUUUAGUCCCAAUUCGAGUAUCCUCAUCGAUUCCCAAAUACCCAAGCAGCCAGAGCCAUUGAGAUGCCCAAGCUUCCCGGUGGAGUUCACCAUCGUUUGUCUGAUACCUAUUACUACGAAAGAGAUGGGCGCAGACGAGUUCAACCACCACUAGAAGUCUACAGAGCUGAUCAAAACGGACAGAAGUUCCUGGAAGCCGCGUAUGUUUAUUCAGUUUUUGUUUAUGUUUUAGAAUUAAACUUAUUUAAAUGGCCAUGGAGCUCUACUAAUCGGGAAAGCCAGUUUCAAGUCUGGGGUUAAAAUCAUAAUUCAGAUCUCAAACAAUCUUGAGCUAAAGUUGAAGUUCAGGAGAAUUCAUAUGCCAGCCUCAAAAUCGAAUUCGGGCUAAAAAAACUAACUUUUUUGCUUAGGGGAUUGAAAUUUUAUUGUACAGCAACCUUUUUAUGUCAAGGUAGGAUUUUCUGCGCUUGCACCUCAAGAAAUUGUGGUCAAAUAACCCGUACUCAAGAACGAUUCGAGUAUUUUUCAUUUUGCAGAACUUAAUAAUAAGUUCAAUGAACUUGAGGUUGAUGAGUUCGCGAACUUGAACUUAAGUUCGAACUUUUUUGGAGCCCUAUCAUGGAUAUUUAAAGUCGUUGGUUUAAAUAGCUCCAUGAAGUUGAAAUUUAUGGGUAUAAUGUUUUAUUUUACAGAGCGCAAGCCGAAACUCCUGCGAGAAAAGGACCGGAAGAAAACUUUGGUCUCAGUUUUUCGAUGCCCACUCCUGGUGUAGGGUACGAAUGGCAACGAAACAAUGGUAUAGAACGACCCUUCCAGAAGACCAAUCCAGAAUUAAAGCAGGUUGAGAAGUAUGACAAAUACUACCACACCUAA
Bursaphelenchus xylophilus (pine wood nematode) is the source of this 1141-nucleotide messenger RNA. The record is from the annotation of a GenBank genome assembly. Lineage: Eukaryota; Metazoa; Nematoda; Chromadorea; Rhabditida; Aphelenchoididae.